GGAGAGACCACUGGAGACCUCCUAUUAGCGUCCACCUCCAUCAUUGCUUUCCAAUACGGCCGACCAUUAUAAUAAGGUCUUUCUCCUCUCCUUCACCGAAGGAACUCCAUUUUCUCUCUCUCUGUGCUUGACUUAUUCAGAUCGUGUGCUGGCAGUUAUGGCUAGGGCUCUGGUUCAGUCAACUAACUUCCUUCCAUCAGUUGCUUUUGGAAGGAAUGGUCAAUUCAAAGGAUCUGGAAGAACAAAUAGGACGGUUACUAUGAUAUGUAGUUUACGAAAACCUCCCCUAAGGAUGAACAGUUUCUCAGGAUUGCGAGGAUCCAAUGCCUUAGAUAUGAUGGCAAGAUCUGGCCAAACUUUCCAUUCCAAGGUGGCAGCUGUAACUUCUGUUCGGAGAGGAAGGGGCUGUCAAACAGUACCGAAGGCUAUGUUUGAGCGGUUUACAGAGAAAGCUAUAAAAGUUAUAAUGCUUGCCCAAGAAGAGGCAAGACGGCUUGGUCACAAUUUUGUUGGUACAGAGCAGAUUCUGUUGGGUCUUAUUGGUGAGGGCACAGGCAUUGCUGCCAAGGUCCUCAAGUCCAUGGGUAUCAAUUUGAAGGAUGCACGUGUGGAAGUAGAGAAGAUAAUUGGAAGGGGCAGUGGAUUUGUGGCGGUGGAGAUCCCAUUUACUCCUCGUGCAAAGCGUGUCCUAGAACUCUCGCUAGAGGAAGCCCGCCAACUUGGUCAUAAUUAUAUUGGAUCAGAGCACUUGCUGCUGGGAUUGCUGCGAGAGGGUGAAGGUGUAGCAGCCCGUGUUCUCGAGAAUUUAGGUGCUGACACUAGUAAUAUUCGCACGCAGGUUAUUCGAAUGGUUGGCGAGAGUGCAGAAGCUGUUGGUGCUGGUGUUGGAGGCGGAAGUUCUGGCAACAAGAUGCCGACGCUGGAGGAGUAUGGUACUAAUUUAACGAAGUUGGCAGAGGAGGGUAAACUGGAUCCUGUUGUUGGAAGGCAGCAGCAAAUUGAACGCGUAACACAAAUUUUGGGUCGGCGGACAAAAAAUAAUCCUUGCCUCAUUGGGGAGCCUGGUGUUGGAAAAACAGCUAUUGCAGAAGGCCUUGCUCAACGAAUUGCAAAUGGUGAUGUUCCAGAAACAAUUGAGGGAAAGAAAGUUAUAACCCUGGAUAUGGGUCUCCUCGUUGCUGGCACAAAAUAUCGUGGAGAGUUUGAAGAAAGAUUAAAGAAGUUGAUGGAGGAAAUUAAACAGAGUGAUGAAAUUAUACUUUUUAUUGAUGAAGUACACACAUUAAUUGGAGCAGGAGCAGCAGAGGGGGCAAUUGAUGCGGCGAACAUCUUGAAACCAGCUCUUGCCAGAGGUGAACUACAGUGUAUUGGGGCUACCACCCUUGAUGAAUACAGAAAGCACAUUGAGAAAGACCCAGCUCUGGAGAGACGAUUCCAGCCAGUUAAAGUCCCGGAACCCACUGUGGAUGAAACAAUACAGAUUUUGAAAGGGCUUCGAGAGAGAUAUGAGAUUCACCACAAGCUCCGCUACACCGAUGAAGCCUUAGUUUCUGCAGCCCAGCUGUCCUACCAGUAUAUCAGUGACCGCUUUCUGCCUGAUAAAGCAAUUGACUUGAUUGAUGAAGCUGGUUCUCGUGUUCGACUUCGUCAUGCACAGCUUCCAGAGGAAGCCAGAGAGCUUGAGAAAGAGCUCAGGCAGAUCACUAAGGAGAAGAAUGAAGCUGUCCGCAGUCAAGAUUUUGAGAAGGCUGGUGAGUUACGCGAUAGGGAAAUGGAUCUUAAAGCACAGAUAUCUGCUCUUAUAGACAAAAACAAAGAGAUGAGCAAGGCGGAGACUGAGGCAGGGGAUAGUGGCCCUGUUGUGUCGGAAGUUGAUAUUCAGCACAUUGUUUCUUCGUGGACUGGUAUACCUGUUGAGAAAGUGUCAACUGAUGAAUCAGAUCGCCUCCUUAAGAUGGAAGAGACCCUCCACAAACGAGUCAUUGGUCAGGAUGAAGCUGUCAAAGCCAUUAGCCGUGCUAUCCGGCGUGCCCGUGUUGGGCUUAAGAACCCCAACCGACCAAUUGCUAGCUUCAUCUUUUCUGGGCCAACUGGUGUUGGAAAGUCUGAACUGGCAAAAGCACUAGCUGCCUACUACUUUGGCUCACAAGAAGCCAUGAUCCGGCUGGAUAUGAGUGAGUUCAUGGAGAGACACACUGUCUCGAAGCUCAUUGGUUCACCACCUGGCUAUGUUGGUUACACUGAAGGUGGUCAGUUAACCGAGGCUGUUCGACGCCGUCCUUACACUGUUGUGCUCUUCGAUGAAAUUGAAAAGGCUCAUCCUGAUGUCUUCAACAUGAUGCUUCAGAUUCUUGAGGAUGGAAGGUUGACAGACAGCAAGGGCAGAACUGUGGACUUUAAGAACACACUUUUGAUUAUGACAUCUAAUGUCGGAAGUAGUGUGAUUGAGAAGGGUGGCCGUCGUAUUGGUUUUGAUCUCGAGUAUGAUGAGAAGGAUAGCAGUUACAACCGAAUCAAGAGCUUGGUGACAGAAGAACUGAAACAAUAUUUCAGACCAGAGUUCUUGAACAGGUUGGAUGAGAUGAUUGUAUUCCGGCAGCUCACCAAACUUGAGGUGAAGGAGAUUGCUGAUAUAAUGUUGAAGGAAGUUUUUGAGAGGCUUAAAGGCAAGGAAAUAGAGCUUCAAGUGACGGAAAGAUUUAGAGACAGGGUGGUUGAGGAAGGAUACAACCCAAGCUAUGGUGCGAGGCCGCUAAGAAGAGCCAUUAUGAGACUUUUGGAGGAUAGCAUGGCUGAGAAGAUGCUUGCUGGUGAGAUCAAAGAGGGCAAUUCAGUCAUCGUUGAUGUUGAUUCUGAUGGAAACGUGACCGUCCUCAACGGUAGCAGUGGUGCUCCUCCAGAAUCAUUACCAGAGCCUAUUCCUGUGUGAGCAAGCUUAAUCUUUACCAAUAUGUUGUUUCUACUGCUGUUUUUCAUUUGAAAUGGAUACAAAUGUAUCGGAUUGCUUGAAGAACUGGUUUGGCAGUAGAUUUGAAGCCGAUCAAUGGUGGCCGAGUUUAGAGGCUGUAUCUCUACUGAAUUGCAUGAGUAGUUCAGUCAGUCAUUAUUAUUAGGGUUAGAUGAUUUGCAGUGAUUCUACAAUUUGUUGUAUCUCUACUGAAUUGCAUGAGUAGUUCAGUCAGUCAUUAUUAUUAGGGUUAGAUGAUUUGCAGUGAUUCUACAAU
This is a messenger RNA of Ilex paraguariensis (yerba mate), 3224 nucleotides long. Lineage: Eukaryota; Viridiplantae; Streptophyta; Magnoliopsida; Aquifoliales; Aquifoliaceae. The record is from the annotation of a GenBank genome assembly.